AUGACCGACGUGCUGACGUGGGAGGCGACAAUGAAGCUGCCGACGGGCAAGGCGGUGACUAGCGAGGUCGCUGCGGCGGUGGCAGAGGCGGAGGCGGCGAACUACCCCGAGCGGAGACGAACCCCGUGGCGCGUCGCCCCGAGGGACGCCACGGAGUCGGUAACCGAGCAGCUGGCGCACGGCGGUAGCGGCGACGGCGUGAUCGACGAGACGUACGACACCAGGGUCAAGAUCGGAGAGGCGCUGGAAGGGUCGGCCAGGGCCAUCGGGGACAAGCCCGUGGAGCGGUCCGACGCCAAGGCGAUACGCGUCGCGGAGGCGAGCGCCCUCGGCGGCGAUGCGGAGCGCUGGGCGAUCCCGGGCGGGGUCGCCGAGCGCGCGCAGGCCGCGGCCGCGGCCAACGCCCGCGCCUCGCGCGACGAGGACAAAGUCACCAUGACCGACGUGCUGACGUGGGAGGCGACAAUGAAGCUGCCGACGGGCAAGGCGGUGACUAGCGAGGUCGCUGCGGCGGUGGCAGAGGCGGAGGCGGCGAACUACCCCCGAGCGGAGACGAACCCCCGUGGGGUGAGCGCGGCGCUCGACAUGGCGGCGAAGCACAAUCUGAACACGAGCGCGCCUCUGGAAUAG
Molecule: messenger RNA, 630 nt
Organism: Miscanthus lutarioriparius
Lineage: Eukaryota; Viridiplantae; Streptophyta; Magnoliopsida; Poales; Poaceae
Source: the annotation of a GenBank genome assembly